Brassica oleracea var. oleracea is the source of this 1301-nucleotide messenger RNA. Its product is annotated as proline-rich receptor-like protein kinase PERK1. NCBI's taxonomy places the organism in Eukaryota, Viridiplantae, Streptophyta, Magnoliopsida, Brassicales, Brassicaceae. Gene Ontology annotation, biological process: plant-type secondary cell wall biogenesis. The coding region runs from base 96 to 710 and encodes 204 amino acids. The transcript has a single exon. The record is from RefSeq and is a predicted model, not a curated record.
UUUUACACAACUACAAAUAGGCUUCAAACUCAUAUGAAAUAACUCACUUCACCUUUGCAACAACAACAUCAUAAUAUACAUAUAUACAUUACCAAAUGGCUGCCUCUGUUCUAUAUUUCCCCUUGUACCCACCACCCUCCGAUCAACAUCCCCACCCUUCUCCCUUCCCGGCUCCACCGCAUCAGCCGUUUCAACCACCGCCUCCUUCUUCCUACAUUUCGCCACCUCCUCCCCAUCACCCACUUCAACCCCCGCCUCCUUCCCACUUUGUUCCUCCACCACCACCUACUCCUCAUUUCCCACCGCCACCUUAUCCUCGUCCCCAUCAUCCACCCCCUCCACCUCACGUUCUUCCACCACCACCGGGGCACCAUUCAACUGUUAUAGUCGUGGUUGUUGUCUCUCUUGGCGGUUUGUUUUUUCUUGCGUUCCUCGCUGCUGCUCUGUUCUGCUGUGUCAAGAAAAGAAGAAGGACUUCUCAGAAGACUGAAAUCACCAAGUUUGAUGAACACCUCAAAGUGGAAGAAGUCAUAGUGCCAGGACCCCAUGGCGAACCAACCAGAGUGGUCAUGAUUGAGGAAGACAUUCAUUUGGAAGAGGAUAUUCACAAGACUGAAAAGUUCAGCAGAGCUCCUCACCUUCAUUCAACCGGAGGACAUGCAAUUGAUAUAUCAGAGCCAAAUCAUCACCUUACUGAGCACAAGUCCUAACUCAGGCGACCCGAAACAAAGAAAGAUAUAUAUCAUCAGGCCUAAAUGUAAUCAAUCAUCCAUUUCCACAAUUUAAUGAAUAAUGACAAUUUAUGUUAAUCAAAUCUUCAUAUCCAAAAGUUGAUAGCACUCUGUUUUUGUGGCCUGUCAAUUAAACAAACUCCAUGCCACUCACACAAAUAAAAAAAUAUUCACUGUUGUCAUAUGUAUGAACGUGCAUUACGUUAUGGCUACAUGGAACCACUUUACCUUCUCCGAAAUGUUUACAAGAACCAGGUCAACUGUGACGGGGUACUAUAUAACAUAGAGUAUAAGAAACCUAAUACAGAAAGUAACAAGAGAGGGGAUGAAGCAUUGACAUAACCAAACUGUUAAGGCAUGUCUGAUAGGACAACACUUAUCAUCAUCAGUAUAAACAUAAAAGAAAAAGUUCCUACAUGACCGAUCCAAAUGUUACAGAACCACCACAAGUACCAACUUAUGUGUGACAUAACUUUUAUUGUACCCUCUAAAAUACAGGAUAACGAAUCAUCUGCGACAUUAAGCAAACAAAAAAAAGCCCCACUUUAAGUGGGGGGGGGGGAAGGAGGA